GCUGCAUUGUGAAUCAGAGAAAGACUAACGUUUGGCGAGAGUGAGCUUCUACUGAUUCGGCCAAAGGUAAAUGCAGUGUUGUACAUUCGCGAAUUUGUAGUGCAAUUGAUUCUCCACGUCGGGCAUCAUUUUGGUUGAACGAUGGUUACACUGCAACCCCGCUUCACUCUGCUUUGGGCGACGCCGGAGUGCGCUUUGAAGCCUGGCAGGAUGAUCGAAUGGGGAAAUCAUUGGGCUCGCGGUCUUCAGUUGCGCUCAAGAAACCAAGAACCCGUUGCCGGCCUAUUUACCCAUAUCGGUGAACUUCACGUUGUUCAUCAUCUUUGGGCAUAUAGCAGCCUGGAGGCUCGAAAAAAGUCACGAGAUGACGCUUGGCAGGAACCCGGGUGGAAUAAGUGUGUCAUGAACACCGUUCCAUUGAUCCGACACAUGAGCAGCAACAUACUACGUCCAACGUCCUUCAGUCCCAUGCAGUAACAUUCCACGGUGUACAAUCGAUGCGCCUUUCGCGUACCAUCGUUUGAGGCCCGUCCCGAAAUCCCUCUGACGCUCCGAAUCAACUAUCAACCUUGUGCCUCCUCUUCAUUGCUCCUUACCUUGUUGUCAAUGUGUUAUCGACAGCCCGCUGCUUGCCCACAAUAAUUGUUUUAUUCCUCAUUGUUACCAUACUCCGUCCAACUCAGUGAAAUUUUUGUACUACAUUUAUCCAACGUAUUUUGUCAAUUUAUGGCAUAGUGUGCUUCCACUUCCCUGUUCGGUGUCGCUGUAAUCUCACGAUCCUCACGCAUCGUGCUUGAUCGGGCACGAUUUGUCAGCUCUGGCUCCACUUAUUUUUAUUAUAAUUCAACCUGACCACGUUGCAUACGGAACCUCAUUCCUAUCUUUCCUCGUAAUUGUGACCCUGCGUUUUUAGUCCAUAUGUAAAAUAAAGCGGCGCUUUAUU
Messenger RNA from Dicrocoelium dendriticum, 943 nucleotides. The record is from the annotation of a GenBank genome assembly. Lineage: Eukaryota; Metazoa; Platyhelminthes; Trematoda; Plagiorchiida; Dicrocoeliidae.